Molecule: messenger RNA, 5460 nt
Organism: Plectropomus leopardus (leopard coralgrouper)
Lineage: Eukaryota; Metazoa; Chordata; Actinopteri; Perciformes; Serranidae
Cellular component (GO): nucleus
Molecular function (GO): RNA binding; zinc ion binding
Source: RefSeq, a predicted model, not a curated record
UAUUGGUAAUCACUGGAUCUUUGAGGGAGGUGAUCCAGGUUUCCAGACUGCUUUGGAGAUGCAGAAGACAAGCAAGAAGAGGCGAGCUCAGAGGACCUGCACUAACCUCAUGAAAGCAGCUCAUCACCUCGCUGUGCACACCGACAGUAAUUUGCACCUUGCUCCUUCCCCUCGUUUGGAGCCCAGCGCAUUCUCCGUCGCCAACAGCACCAGAGGGACCCAUUUCAUAUUUGGACCUGUGGUUGGUGCUGCUGCAGUGACAGCUCUGCGAUUGGCUCAGAUUGAGACUCAGGCACAGAUUGCUCUCCAGCAGCUUGCCACUCUAGCAACAGUAACUGUUGGAAACCAGUGUCACAACAACGGAUUUGCUGCAACAUUAUCUCCUCACCUCGCCCUCCUCAAUCUUCUCAAUAGACAACAGGUUUCAACUGUUGGGUUUAACGUGGACACAAACAGUAAAACUUACAGAAACACACGACUGAGUCUGUCUGCUGCCAUGUACCACCACCACUCCCAGCAACCAGGGCCACAGCCCUUCUCUAAUGGACCCAGGCCUCCACAUCAUCAACAACCUCAAAAUCAACACCAGAAUCGUUCUCCUUCUAAUAUGCUGUCUCAAGGGAUGGGUUUCCAGUUUCCUCGUCCCACCCAGCUCCCUGAUGAGCUAGAGUCCGCCCUCGCUAUUCGGGGUGGUAGGGACAUUGAUCACCGCAUCAUUGACCACAUGAACCGACCGAACCAACACCAGAACCAAGGUUCAGGUCCUGGGAUCAGUCAACAUGGAAACUAUGGCUCACUCACCUCUGAUAAUCAGGCUGGUCACCAGCAAGGAGUAGACUGGUCAAGCUACCAACCACCAACCAAACUGUUUGCCAGUCCUCCGCCUAGUGCUGGCCACCAGCCUCCACGACACCAGGGGCCUCAACAGCAGCCACAGAGCAGCCAUACUGGAACAAACAUCCCAAGCUGGACUACUCCUGUAAGUGACUCACCAUCACCCCAAGCCCGGCACCCACAUAGUGGCGGAAGUGGCGGGAGUGGGGAUGGUCAGGCUUUGUACACACCAGAGAGUGCAGGAAGCAUCUUGGCUAGUUUUGGACUUUCAAAUGAGGAUUUGGAAGUGCUGAGUCACUACCCUGAUGAUCAGCUAACCCCAGACACUUUACCUUUCAUACUCCGUGACAUCCAGAUCAACAAGUCAGGCAAUCAAAAAACUGUUGCUCCCACUUCCUCGUCCUCCUUCUCACGCUCUUCGCCGUUGGCUCGUUCACGUACACCAGAAGUGCCCAGCCUUCUUACUGUUACACAGACGGCGGGUAAAGUCAUUGACUAUGGUCAUGCCAGUCGGGCAAAGGAUGAAAGUAAAAGUACCAGAGAGACUUUCAAAAGAGAGCCGCUCCCCAGUGAAAGGACAGUUAAAAUGUACCCAUCUUCGUCAUCCUCAUCAGCUCCAAAAAUCGAGAAAGUUGAAAGGCGGCAUGACCGUUUGGAACUCAGUGACUCAAGCAAGCUCGGAGACCAGGACUAUCGCAGGUCGGGUAGUGAAAGUCACAGAAGCAAUCGAUCACCCGCGAGAGAAUUUCCGCCAGCAUCCAAAUCUCGUAAUCUAGACCGAGACUACAGGCGUGAAGGACCCAAACUUCGGCCCCCAUCUGAAACCAAGAGCGAAACUUCUUCAAGGCGGUCUCUCUCCUCUUCGUCUGGCUCAAAACCAUACAGCAGCAACAAGAAGUUACCAACGCCCACCAUGAUAAGUGAUUUCUCAGCUGUGUCUCCAAAGGUGUAUCCCCAUACCUGCUCCCUCUGCCACACACAGUGUGAUGAGGAAAAGGACUGGGUUGACCAUAUUAACACCGUCAACCACACUGCUGCCUGCAGAGACCUGCGCAACAAGUACCCUCACUGGAAACCAAAUCUACCAAGUCGGAGCGGACGAUAUGGAAGUCGAGCUCAGUGGGAUCCCAGGGAUCACUCUCGAUCUCAUUCUCGAUCCAUCUCCACCUCUCCUCCACAAAGUCCUUCUCACAGCAGACACAGGGUGGGCCCCCAUUCCCACAGGCUGCACACAGGGCCUUACCAUCCUCACCACCAACACUACACAGGGGGUCCCUCUCACAGUGGUUUGAAGCGCCCACAUGAUGAUUCAUCCAGGUUCUCCCCUGAGACCAGCCGUCAUCCAUCCUCCUAUAAGACGGGUCAUAGCUUCAAACAUGGACCGUUACAGUCCUCCAGCAAAACUGUCAAGAGCGGGAUGAAACCUGGAACCAAGACCACUAAGAUGGCAAGUGACACAUCUGCCAAACCUCCACCAGCCAAGAAGAAGAAGAAAGUGGUGACUCCAGCCUCCCAGGACUGGUCUGUUGCAGAUCGUCUGGUUUUUCUGACAGGCAUCCCAAAGGAUGCUACAGAGCAGGAAGUUACUGACUUGGUGGGUUCCUUUGGCAAGAUCAACAACGUGAUCCUCAUGCCAUGCUCCGAAGAAGAGAGCGAGAAGGGUGAAGGACAAAAGGCAUCUGUAUGUAUGAUGAGUGCUGAUGACGCCCAGGCUCUGGCUAACUCCACAGAUCUCUCCAUCAAAGACCAACAAAUCACUGCUUCAGUGGCCAAGAAACCUGAAGCAGGACAGUCUUCUGAUGCUAACAACAGCAAACCUGCUCCAGGACCGGAAAAAGGUGCUGCUGGGGAAGACUCUGGAGGUGAAGCUGACCAGAAGACUUCUGAUGAGAAGGGCAUGUUGUUGAUCACAGGACUACCUGAGAGCGGCUGGAUGGAGAGUGACAUCACCAAGCUGGUCCAACCCUUUGGGACUCCCUCUGACAUCAUACUGGCGGCACAGAUCGGGAAGGUACUUGUGUCUGUGCCAGACAUGGAGAUUGCGCAAGAAAUCGUGAAAGUUCACACCUUCAUUCCUGCGAAGAUCAAUGACUCUGAGCUGAAGAUUGUCCAUGUCAAACAGCGCAUCGGCCUCAGCACACCGGUUGCUCUCUACAAUCUUCUGAUUGGAUCAGCAGACCCACUGGAGAGUCCUGUUCCAGUCAGCUGGAGCUCCCUGUUGGUGAUCAGUAAUGUUCCCAACACGCCAUCCGCCUCCUCUGAGGUCCAAAAAUUGGUGCGGCGCUUUGGAACCGUCAUCAAGACUCUAGUGCUGAACAACAUGGUCAUUUGCGAGAUGGCAACUGCAGCUAUGUCCCUGUCUGUCUACAAACGCUUCCAGAUGUUUCCAUGCAUCAUCCAGAACAACCCUCUGUUCUUCUCCCGCAAAGCUGAUCCCAAAAUCAGCACACAGACCAAAGUCAUCACUGCUUACCUUGAUUCACCUGAGGAUACACCUGCGAGUGGCAAAGGCAGCCAAGCAGCAGCUGCAGACGAAGAAGAGACAGCACAUAAAGAGAAUUCAGAAUCUUCAUCGGAGAAUAUUGAAAAGGACGUUGACGGGAAGGAUGAGAAGAUGAAGAGCACAGAGGAGCCAGUUGGUGAAAACAAAGAGAUCAUAAAAGAUGAGCAUACUGAUGCUCCUUCGGACUCUUUGGCAGCACCGGACGCCAAACCAGAAACAGACAUGGAGACAGACAUGCAAGAAAAAUCAGCUGCUGAAACUGUCAAGGAGGCGACAGACGAGAAUAAAGUGUCCACAACAGGAACUGACGAGACCCCUGCUGCUGAGGAGACAAAGCCAGUUAGCUCUGAAGACAAAGCAGCUUCCCGGGACGCAGCCAUGCCAGAGCUCCCUAAGGUUACUCAAGAAAUGGUCAACGCGCUGCUCGUGGAGUGCCGAACAAGAACCGCCAACCAUACCAACAACACAGCGACCUCAGCUAAUGGAGAACAGGGGGAAACACACGUGGAGACAGAGCAGGGCAAACAGGCAGCAAAGGAGACCAAAGAACCAGCCAAGAACCACGCAGAGGAGGAGGUAAAGAAGCAGGAGAGGGACCGAAAAGAAAGGGAGGCAAGAAAAGAGAAGGAGGCGAGGGAGAGAGAGCGGAAGGAGAGGGAGAGAGAGAGGAGGGCUUGGGAGAAGGAGGAGAGGAUCAGGCGGGACAGGGAGCGAGACGAAAGAGCCAGGAGGGAGAGGGAGAGGAGGGAAAGAGAGAGGAGGGAGAGGAAGAGAGCAUACCGUGAGGGUUCGUCUGGGUCGAGGUCGUCUUUCAGGUCGGAGGGAUACAGGCAGAGCUCCUGGAGGGAUGACCAGUACGACAACUCAGAAGCGGAGACCAAAAAGGUGGAGGAGGAGGAGGAUGAUGAGUUCCCGUUCGACAUGGGCGACUUUGUGACUGUAGAUGAAGUUGGAGAUGUGACCGACCUUCCUUCCCCUCCUGCCCCCUCUGUUCCCAUGGAAACCACAGAAGAAGGGGAGGAAGUUUCCUCAUCUGUCCAACAGGACACUCCAGAGGACACGCCAAUGGAGGACACCACAGAAACACUGUCGGACGCCACAGCGACCAUGGUGAAAUCUGAUGAGCACGUAUCAGAGUCAGAACCUGUAACUAUGCCAACAGUCGACACUUCAGAUGAUAUUGAGUCAUCAGAUUCAAUACUCGGUCCGUUCAUCGUCUCCGUAGAAUCCCUCUCACAGCCUGACGCUUCACACAGCCAAACACAUGAGCCAGCGUGUGAACCACAAGCAUCUGAGACUGAGAUCACGCCUGAGACAGAUACAGUCUCACCUGAGACAGAGGUCACACCGACGGCCACUGUGGACUCCACCGCUGAGGUUGAAACUCCUCCCAUGCCUGCUCCUGAAGCAUCUGCUGCCCCGGCUGAAUCCUCCUCAGACUGCACAGCAACAGCAGCAGCGGCUUCAGAGAGUGAGAAAUAUGAGAAAGAAGACAGUGCUGUCAGUCACAGUCAGGCUAACAAGGAGGAGACGGUGUCAGAAAAAACUGAGAAACAGGAGAAAAUUCAAGUUGACAAGGACAAAGAGACUGCAGCUCCUGCUGUGGAGACAGGAAAGCCCGAGAAGUCUGACGCUCAAACAAAAACCAAAGAGGAGAGUGCAAGCAAAGAGAACUCCCUCCCUCCGUUUGACCCCAGCAGACCAGUUGGUAUGGAGUACUUAGUCCCAAAAACAGGUUUCUUCUGCAAGGUGUGUAAUAGGUUCUUCAGCGGAAACAAAGAGGCAGAAAUAAUCCACUGCAAAACCCUCAAACACUAUGAGAGCCUGCAGAAAUACCUGCAGACCAUGAAAACGGCGAAUGUGACUGCUAAGCCUGUCUGAAUACGGCUAUGAAAACCUUGACUGAAUUCACCAUUCCCCUCCUUUUGUAUUGUCCCAUCAUUUCUCACUAAGGGUCCAGAUUUUCGUUGAUGUAGAUUAGUCUCAUGUCCUGUCUCAGUUUAAAUAUAUGCGGUUUAGAUUUUCCAUGUACAAUAAACUAAGAGAAAUGAGUGAAGAACUGUGCAGUGGAAGUUGGCUGGCAGUUAAAAGUGUGCACAAUCAAUAAACUGUUGGUCUUUGAA